Messenger RNA from Tauraco erythrolophus (red-crested turaco), 1401 nucleotides. RefSeq names its product serpin family H member 1 (gene SERPINH1). Gene Ontology annotation, biological process: negative regulation of endopeptidase activity; collagen fibril organization. Gene Ontology annotation, molecular function: serine-type endopeptidase inhibitor activity; collagen binding. Gene Ontology annotation, cellular component: endoplasmic reticulum. NCBI's taxonomy places the organism in Eukaryota, Metazoa, Chordata, Aves, Musophagiformes, Musophagidae. The record is from RefSeq and is a predicted model, not a curated record.
CGGAGGUGUUGGGUGCUGCCGAAACCAUGUGGAUUAUUCUGGUGCUCACUCUCUGCGGCCUGGCCGCGGCCGUGCCCUCGGAGGACAGGAAGCUGAGCGACAAGGCAACGACGCUGGCUGACCGCAGCACGACGCUGGCCUUCAACCUCUACCACGCCAUGGCGAAAGACAAGAACAUGGAGAACAUCCUGCUGUCCCCCGUGGUCGUGGCCUCUUCCCUCGGCCUCGUGUCCCUUGGGGGCAAGGCCACGACCGCCUCCCAAGCCAAGGCGGUGCUCAGCGCAGACAAACUGAACGAUGAGUACGUGCACAGCGGGUUGUCCGAGCUCCUGAACGAGGUCAGCAACAGCACGGCCCGCAACGUCACCUGGAAGAUCGGCAACCGCUUGUACGGCCCUGCCUCCAUCAACUUCGCCGAUGACUUUGUGAAGAACAGCAAGAAGCACUACAACUACGAGCACUCCAAGAUCAACUUCCGAGACAAGAGGAGUGCCCUGAAAUCCAUUAACGAGUGGGCAGCCCAGACCACGGAUGGGAAACUCCCAGAGGUCACGAAAGAUGUUGAGAAAACUGAUGGGGCCCUCAUUGUCAAUGCCAUGUUCUUCAAGCCUCACUGGGAUGAGAAGUUCCAUCAUAAGAUGGUGGACAACCGUGGCUUCAUGGUGACCCGUUCCUACACCGUGGGAGUUCCCAUGAUGCAUCGCACAGGUCUCUACAAUUACUAUGAUGAUGAGACAGAGAAGCUCCAGGUGGUAGAGAUGCCACUUGCUCACAAGCUCUCCAGCAUGAUCUUUAUCAUGCCAAACCACGUGGAGCCUCUGGAGAGGGUUGAGAAACUGCUGAACAGGGAGCAGCUGAAGACCUGGGCUGGCAAGAUGAAGAAGAGAUCGGUGGCCAUCUCACUACCUAAAGUCAUCCUGGAAGUCAGCCAUGACCUUCAGAAACACUUGGCUGAUCUGGGCCUGACAGAAGCCAUUGACAAAACCAAGGCUGACCUGUCAAAGAUCUCUGGCAAGAAAGACCUUUACCUCUCCAACGUCUUCCACGCCGCUGCUCUUGAAUGGGACACGGAAGGGAACCCCUACGACGCUGACAUCUACGGCCGAGAAGAGAUGAGGAACCCCAAGCUCUUCUAUGCUGACCACCCCUUCAUCUUCAUGAUCAAGGACAGUAAAACCAAUUCCAUUCUCUUCAUCGGCAGGCUCGUGCGGCCCAAAGGGGACAAGAUGCGUGAUGAGUUGUAGUUGGGUGGUUCUUCUCCCCAGAGCUUUGGUUUGUGUGUUUUUUAGUGGGGGAUUUCAAAAAAGGGGAAACACUAUUUUGUAUCCUUCUCGAACUAUGGGUGCUAUUCAGACCAGGGUGCAUUGUGAUGAGAAACCAGCAUACACUUUACCUCACCCC